Tachysurus fulvidraco (yellow catfish) is the source of this 1802-nucleotide messenger RNA. RefSeq lists its product as uncharacterized. The record is from RefSeq and is a predicted model, not a curated record. The coding region runs from base 585 to 1487 and encodes 300 amino acids. Gene Ontology annotation, cellular component: plasma membrane. Lineage: Eukaryota; Metazoa; Chordata; Actinopteri; Siluriformes; Bagridae. The transcript has 6 exons.
UUAGCUUAUCAGCCUAAUUGGGGAACUUGUUACAGACUAAUGAUCAUCGCUCUUAUUACAACACUUGUUAUAACACUUGUUAUGAUCUAGGACUCAGGUGCAGAUGUAGUUUUAUUAUCAUUUUUCCAGACACUUCUCUUUAACACGGUUAGGUGACAGCGUGAUGAUGCAGCCAUGACGCACGUCACCUUUCCGGGUCACUAAUCUUUAUCAGUACAAUAUGCUCGACAUAGUCGUAAGACAUAGACAUAAUGUUUCUAUAAGUAUUUACUUUGUUACUUAACACAUACACACAGAUAUCUGAUCAGUGUCGAUUAUAUAAUGUGGCAUUAAAGGCAUAUCUACAGAGUCGUGUGAUUUAAGUCAACACAAAGCUCGACGAAUCGGCGAGAUUGUUGCUUAGUACCUGGAUCCCUCGUCGACUCAGUUGUGUGCGGAAAAAAGGUGGAACCGCUAAAGGAGGGCUGAAGUCUAAAGAGUUUAUUAAAAGCAUAAGUGUGAAUUUGAACUCAGAAGAACUCAGGCUUUAGCGGGAAGGAUGACGGAAAGGACCCGCAGCAAAGUGGAGGUCGAGGUCUUUGGUGAUGCGAAUGAAGAAUUACAGACAGGUUGGGCAUUUCUGUUAUUUAAAAACAAUAUUAAACGUGUUUUUCACUUACAAACCAACGUCUCCUCUCAAUCCCUUCAUCCCUUCACUAGAUGUUGGACGGUCGAAGAGUUUGGGUUUCUGUGGGCUUCUUCUCACCGCUCUGUCUUUUCUAUUCAUUCUCAUGACUUUCCCAGUUUCUGUAUGGUGCUGUUUAAAGAUUGUGAAGGAGUACGAGAGAGCGGUCAUCUUCCGUUUAGGGCGACUCCUUGGCGGAGCAAAGGGACCCGGUAUAUUCUGGAUCCUUCCAUGCGUGGACACUUUUCGCAAGGUUGACCUGAGGACGGUGUCCUUCAACAUUCCUCCUCAGGAGGUGUUGACCAAAGACUCGGUGACCAUCGUGGUAGACGCUGUGGUGUAUUACAGAGUCUUUAAUCCCACGAUAUCUAUUACUAAAGUAGAGGAUGCGAAUGUGGCUACGCAGAUGCUGGCACAAACCACUCUGAGGAACAUGCUGGGCACCAAGAGCUUGGCGGAUAUUUUGCGAGACCGGGAGGAGAUGGCGGAACAGAUGGAGGAAGUGCUUUAUUCUGCGUCUAAAAACUGGGGGAUUAAGCUUGAGCGGGUGGAGCUGAAGGACGUCAAACUGCCCCAGACGUUACAGAGAGCCAUGGCUGCUGAAGCGGAAGCCACCAGAGAGGCUCGCGCCAAGGUGAUAGCUGCUGAGGGAGAGAUGAAGGCCUCGUGCGCGCUGAAGGAGGCUGCGGACGUCAUGUCCGAGUCUCCGGCUGCUCUCCAGCUGCGCUACCUGCAGACGCUGGCCGAGAUCGCCACAGAGAGGAACUCCACCGUGGUCUUCCCCAUCCCCAUGGACCUCAUCACCAGCUUCAUGAAGAAGUGACCACACACUGGAGAAUCUCUAAAGUCUCUAAACUCUCUAAAGUCCUGCUUUAUUAUUUACACUAAAGCCUGUGGAGCACAAGUGGGACAUCAUAUGACAUGCUGGGGCUUAUGGGUAAUGUAAUGAAUUCAGCAUAACCAUGACAUUUAUAUUGUUUUUUUACAGACUGCACAAAAUUAUAUAUAAACUUAAGUUAAUGAGAUUGUACUGUAGGUAUACGUUACUAUAAAUACAUGUACAUAUCCGAUCGGAGGUUGACCUCGAGUACGAUGGCCGAGAAGUGCAAAACAAAUUAACAAAUCCAAAAUCAAAUUA